AUGUCGAAAGUGCCCCUCUUGCCGAUAAACGCCAGUGUACAUCCACAUAGCAUUGACAAAGCCAUUUCUGGGGUGUCCGAAGACAAUUUGCCUCCAGUGGAAGAGGCAGAGAAUGAAGAUGCAUUGGCAGAGGCGGAUGCAAACGAUGAGCAAUUUAACGAGGAAAUAGAGAGGAGGCAAUUACAAGAGUUGAUUGAAGAAACAGGAUUUAUGAUGAUGGAUUAUCAGAUGCCUGUUGAUACUGAGACACAGAGAAAUACGCUCCACAAUGCGUUACUGUAUCAGAUGUCUGAGGAGGAGUUGAGGGAGAUGGAUCCUAAGUACAUUUCUGACAGCGAUACUGAGCGAUUGAUGAUGUCACCGGAAGUGGUAUCUUCUCCGGUGAUGGUAGAUUCUGUUCCUAGCUUGCCGCUAUCUCCUAUAAGUAGUUCCGAGUUUAGUGUAUGUUCUGAAGGAACGGACAAUGCUGUGAAUUUUCACCGUGGCGUCACUUUGGACACCUUCAACACUACUGCCCAUGAUCUAUCCAAGUAUCAAAUCACCCUCACUCUGAGGCACAAGGAUUACAAGUACACGAAGAGUGCCCGAACUUUGAUAUGCACCUACGAUGAGAAACAGAUGUCUUUGGCAGCACUUCGAUGGACCAUGAAAGAGAUGGUAAGUGACUUCGACACGCUAGUCGUGUUUAGCGUACUUGAUCCUGAGUUGGAUAUGGCACUAGUGAGAAAGAAUCACCGCCAGAGGGCAGAGCAUCUCCUUAAUCAGAUACUGCAACUCAAUGAAAGAGACCAGAAAAUCAAGAUCGUGCUUGAGUUCAAAGUUGGUAAUGUUCAAUACAUGGUAAGCAAAGCGAUGAGGGACUACGAUCCUACAUUCCUUAUUGUAGGUACUAAUGGCAACGAGAAAACGGGAUUCAAGUCACUCAUAGCUCCUAAAUCCAUGUCCAAGUCCUUCUUACAAUUGGCUAAAAUGCCCGUAAUAUCUCUUCGUCGGAUUCUUCUACAAGUGUCGGUCGAGGGUCCUGGUUUCUGA
This is a messenger RNA of Brettanomyces nanus, 1032 nucleotides long. RefSeq lists its product as uncharacterized. NCBI's taxonomy places the organism in Eukaryota, Fungi, Ascomycota, Pichiomycetes, Pichiales, Pichiaceae. The transcript is spliced from 2 exons. Bases 1 to 1032 code for a protein of 343 amino acids. The record is from RefSeq and is a predicted model, not a curated record.